AUGGCUGGAUUUCACCGAACGGCCCUGCAGAUAGUGAGAAGACUAAACAUCGGCUUUUCGGAGUCCCCGAACUCCUGUUCUCUUCCAAACGAUGAGCAGAGGCUCGCCGAUCGUAGCGCUGCUCUCUUGCAACAUUUCGAACGAGACGUAUUCUUGACCUCUCCUUCCUACGGCAAGGAUGAGGAUGUCACGCAACCCAAGAAGAGACAGCUCGUCAUCAGUUUCGCUGGAUUGCAACGAAUGCGGAUGCGGAAGCUUCAGAUCGAGCUGGCAAACAGAGUAAUGUCCAUGCAUUUCAAAGAAGAGGAGCCAAAUGACUGGGAGGACCUCCUUGAGAAUUAUAUCACAGCGGUACGUGACUACGAUUAUAUUCAGUCAUGUGUCGAUCGAGGAGACCGUGACCCGUUCAUUCUCUCUAGCUCAAGGAACCUUGAGGCAAGGUUCCUGGAAUUGGAGCUCCUGCAUAUUCCGUCACAUAUUCGGGAGAGUAAGGGGGAGUGGUCGAGCAUCAACUUUCAUGGACCGGUGUUUACCGCCGAUGACUCUCGGGGAAAGCUCAGCAAGGAGGAAAAGUUCCGUCAGACUCUGCAGCGACUGGCCAUGGCGAUCGUGGGUGGUGCAUUUCUGGUAGGCCCGAUGUGGCUAAUGGUCUUGCAAAACCAGAUGUACACAACAUUGAUCACGACAACAGCAUUUGUGUUUGGCUUUGGAUCCGUUAUUUCGAUCGUCCCUACGUUUGUGGACGGGGCUAAGUUAGGGAUGGAAACAGUGAUGAGUGUGACUGCUGCGUACGCGGCGGUUCUGGUUGUCUUUGUGGGAACCACGGUAUCAACAACCACGAGUGGCGGUUAG
Messenger RNA from Diaporthe citri, 852 nucleotides. RefSeq lists its product as uncharacterized. NCBI's taxonomy places the organism in Eukaryota, Fungi, Ascomycota, Sordariomycetes, Diaporthales, Diaporthaceae. The transcript has 3 exons. Bases 1 to 852 code for a protein of 283 amino acids. The record is from RefSeq and is a predicted model, not a curated record.